This is a messenger RNA of Oncorhynchus masou masou (cherry salmon), 2342 nucleotides long. Its product is annotated as glycophorin-C-like. NCBI's taxonomy places the organism in Eukaryota, Metazoa, Chordata, Actinopteri, Salmoniformes, Salmonidae. The record is from RefSeq and is a predicted model, not a curated record. The transcript is spliced from 4 exons. Bases 493 to 813 code for a protein of 106 amino acids. Gene Ontology annotation, cellular component: membrane; cortical cytoskeleton.
UGCUGGGAGGGGCCUCUCGGUCCAUUGGUUGAGCAGAAGAGAUCAUUAGUUAGGGGAUUGAGUUUACAAGCACUGGGGGGAAAAAGUACAGUUCACGUGCUGCACAGCACACCCGGUUUUCAGGGCGAGAUUUAAAAAAAGGAGUGUUGUCUACAGACAGUAUUUGAGUGAACGGUAUAAGGUGAAAGAUUGGUGAAGAGGGAGGACUGACUGACUUUAAAUAUUCGGUUGCUCUGUUCUGAAUAACAGUUUCUUCUUGGAGAGUGGAGUUAGAGAGGUAGGCAGGAAUUCUUGGAAACGUGGUGCUCUGCAGCUCUGGAAAUUUGAGAUUUGAUACAGAGAACCGAGUAACACCCCUCACACUCCUCCUUCAAGAUCCCCCUUUACCCUCCACAUUCCAUCUCUCUCUUUCUCCUUCUCUUCCUCUCCCUGUCAGCUGUCCCGCUCAAUCCCCCUCUCCUGACGUCCUGCCUGACACCCGCUCUGCUCGACAUGGAGAACUCCACGGCUGUGGCCUUUAACGAGACCCCGGACCAAGCGAAACCAGAAGCCAUGACACAACUCAUGCCAACCAAUUACGAUGUGGACGAUGGAUACUUGGAUGCCAUACUAGGCGCUGUCAUUGCUGCUGUGGUCCUGGUGUUGGUAUGCCUGGCGGUUGUAGUAAUUCGCUAUAUGUACCGGCACAAGGGCACCUACCACACCAACGAGGCCAAGGGCACUGAGUUUGCCGAAACAGCGGAUGCGGCGCUCCGGAGCGACCCGUCUCUGCAGGAUGCCAUGGACGAGAGCAAGAAGGAGUACUUUAUCUGAGCAGUGGCGUCCCCUGCUGUUUACAUGGGACUUUAGGCUAUGGACCCUAGGUAUUUUGGGGUUGGAGAAUAGAAAGUCUGGAGACUGGAUGAAAAUGACCUUGCUGUACUUAAGUGAAUAGUGCCCUUUCAGUUAAAGAUGAUAUGCUUAUACAGCUAAAAGCCUAUUUUCCUGAUGAGACUGGCUAAAUGUCUCUUUUCCUGAUGAGACUGGCUAAAGGUCUUUUUUCCUGAUGAGACUGGCACUUGAUGAGACUCUGAUCAGUGACUGAAUAGACAACAAUUUACCAAAGAUGCAUCUUAAUAACAAUAAUAUUAAUUCAGUAUUCUUCCCCCCUACCAGUUUUCCUCUUUAAUAUAUAUUGCCAUAUCACCAAACAGAUAGAUACAAAACAUUGACUUUGCUAUUAGGAGGCUAAAUUUGAAGAGUUGAUUUCCAAAAUGUUAUAUCCACCAAUUUUUCACAUUUGUGUUUUUUCAUCAGAAAUGAUUGCUUAUACAUGUGUGUAAAAUAUUACUGUUCUCAGACUUUUUAUUCAUUGAUUUUAGAUGUGUAUAAAACUGUGUUUCUUUUUGCUAAAUGCUAUCAAUUGUUUAGCUACAAUGGAAUGUUCAUAUCCUGUUUAUUUGACUGUGAUAUGUGGUUGUGUCACCUAGCUAUCUUGAGGUUAAUGCACUUACUGUAAGUUGCUCUGCAUAAGAGACUCUGCUAAAUUACUUAAAUGUCAAAUGUAAACAUAUGGAAUUGUUUUAAGAUGUCAUACCAUGGAUCAUUUAUCUAUUGGAUUUACAUUUUUAGGAUCCCUGUAGGUAUCCCCCCAAAAAUAUGUUAAAAAAAUAUAUGAUACAGUAUUGAAUUUGAUCUUUACUACUACAGCCCAUGGAGACUCAUUAAAUAACAUCAUCAUCAAUUGCAAAAAAGACAGUCAUAAUUUAUUUUUUAAGGAAUAAGGUUUUGAAGAGUCUGUCCUGAAUCUAGGAGAUAUAAGAAAGCUCGGGAAAUAUUUUAGUUUUUUGGACACGUAUUUACCCCUUUUAUUUGUAUGUUGGCACAAAACUACCUCCAUACUUCCAUUAUUUUUUUAACCAGUACCUGGUGACCUUCAGACGAGUCCCAUGGCACUUGUGUCCAUAGUUUGUAGCCAAAAUGGUUUGGACGCUACAGACAGAAGUUGGCAUAUUGGCGGUACCAACUUCAGAUGAGUCCCAUGUGGGUCAUAGAGGAGAACAUCAUCGUGUUCGUGAGAGUCUCAUCUUUACAUAUUUCUAUUUGGUUAUAUUAGUUAGUAGGCCAAACCUUCGGACACUACAAACGUUUUCAUGAGAAGAGCGAUUUUUGGGACGUGUCCUGGUCUGACAAACAGCGCCGUAGCUCUGCCACUUUCCAGUGCAGAUGCGAAAGGCCGACAGAUAGAUAGAUACAGUGGAUUGAGACGCAGCCGAAAUCUAGCUGACUGAUUUUGAUUUUCUUAUGUUAAUUAGACUGAUGCACAGGUGUGUGAAUAGACUAUAAAUAUUGUUUCAAAUGUA